Messenger RNA from Anneissia japonica, 2180 nucleotides. RefSeq lists its product as uncharacterized. The coding region runs from base 1345 to 1893 and encodes 182 amino acids. The transcript is spliced from 2 exons. Lineage: Eukaryota; Metazoa; Echinodermata; Crinoidea; Comatulida; Comatulidae. The record is from RefSeq and is a predicted model, not a curated record.
UAUUUUUGGAGAUUUUAAGGCAGUGGCGAGCGUAAUAAAAAUAAAGAAAAACUUAUAUUUUUAUUCUGAAAUUUCCAUUUUUCAUAGCAGCGGGAGCGCUAAUUGGUCAAAUAUAUAUAUAUAUAUAAUAUGUUUUUAUUCGAAAUUAUUAUUAGGGGGCGACAACAAAUAUAUUUGGCAAAUAGUUUUUACUUUAAGGAUGUGCGGGUAACGGAGAGCAAAAACAAAUAUUAGAUGAUCUGGGGGUGCGUCCAGGAACAUAAAUGUGGGUAAGCUGAUGAAUAUAUAUAGGUUGCUUAAACAGAAGUACUUUGAAAGUAAGUGUAAGUUUUGAACUUAAUGCGAAAAUAAAUGGGAAGCCAGUGGAGGUCGCGGAAAACAGGGAUGGUAUGUGAGAUGGAAGUUUUGUGAAUGUUAUAAUUCGUGCAGCGGAGUUUUGAAAUAGACCAACAUAUGAUGGUUGAAAUUAGGAUUUGGUGCUUCUUUGGGACCCUUUGGCAAAGACUUUUAACUCAGUACCCAUUUGACUAUGAGCCCGCGGCUUCUCCCCCUCCCCUCAAGAGCUCAUGGACGUUACGCCACUGCUAAACGUCUAAGACUAAAUUGAUUGAUUAAUACCCAGCAAAUAAUAUUAAUUUGGAUGCGUCGCUUAGUAUUUAACUUGCUAACAUUGGGAUUGUUAACUACAGCAGGUAUGUCCAAUAAUCAAUUGUAUUAUUAUUUUAGAAAUAAUUUCCAUGAAAUCGGAUGACAGGAGGCUUAGAUACUUAAAAAGUUAUAGAAACGAUUAGCACUAUAAUAGUAACUACUGCUUGAUAAUAUAUUACAAUUCACAUUCACGGUAAAUCAUUUGCAUUUUUUUUUCUCAUUCGCAUCCAACAGCAAUUACAGGAUAAAUAUGUUUACUUUCUUAUUGUGAUAAGUUUUAUUUUUCAUUUUUUUCACUGAGGCCAAAGUGUGAAUAAUCCGUUGCAUUUAUUCUUUUAAAUAACAAUUCAUAGUUUUGCAAUAUAAGUUAUAUAAUAAUCGCUCUGCUUUUUACAUGCAUCUAUUGUUACAGUUUCGUAUUGUUUAAGAUCGCUGUUACGUAAUGGAGGUAUAUCAAACGCCGUAGCGUUGCAUCGCGGCACAUUGGAGCGCUUUUGUGUCACGCUUUGUAUACAACUUUUUUUAUUGGUUGGUCAAUUAUGUCACGUGACCAUAUAUUCAGAAUAAAAGUACAGUAAGUCAUAUCUCCUAUGUAGUUAUCAUAUGUUCUGUUAAAGUCCUAUAUUCAGAGAUUUCAACCAAUUAUUACACUAUUAAUUACCGUACGUUACAAUCCAUAAGCACUUUGCUUACAAAAUGGCAGCUGAUUGUUGCAGAAGACUCCGAUGGUAUGAGCUGUAUUCAUAUUCAACAACAUUUCGAGAUGACAUCGAACUGUCAAGAGAGGACCUUCUACGAACAGAAAUGGAUGCAGACCACGGAUGCCAUCGUCUAAGUCCAUCAAGUGAACUCAAAUCGUCAUCGGGGGAUGAAUCAGUGUGUGAUUUGCAGCAUUCUGGCACAGAUCAUAUAUACUGUGACUCUGACGAUAUCAGCGUUGGUGUUUCUAGCAUCCUCGAUGAUGAGGACUGUGUGAUAUGUGGCGGCAUCAGUGGUGAUGAGCUGUUAGCCGAGUUCGGAAUGGGACGACUUUGUGCAUCACCCAUUUUGAAAGCUGCAUCGUGUACCGAUAAUGAUCUUGAUGAGAUUGACUACGAUGAAGUAUUUAGCUAUGAUUUCUACGAAGCACCCGCCUAUGGAUCUUCAAAGCUCGCCACUCAACAAUCAUCAGCUACCAAAUACCAGACUAUACAGAAAGUGUCUGCUUACCUGAAGUCAUUGGUACUUAGGAAUAGGCCAAAUUAAAUGUUGCUCUUCAUCUAUUAAUUAUAUUUUCGUACAUAUUUUAAAACACUAAUAAAAGCCUAAUUAAACAGUAUUGAAUUUGCCUAAUCUGGGAGAUACAUAGUCUUGAAUAUCAAAUUGUAUAUAUUGUAUUUUAUAUCUGUUUUUAUACUUGUUUAAUGGACCACAACAAUAAGCCUAUAUGCUACGUCGCUUUUUGGGUGAUGCUGUACUCGAACUAGUUUGAUGUUUAUGUCCGUCAACUUAUGUUUUGUUUUGAGCGUAAUAAAGAACGAAUGAAAAAUGAA